AUGAGUAACGAUUCACUGAAGCAGUUAGCAAGAUAUCAUCCGAACCAUCCUGAACCAAAGAAAGUAGCUGAAUUUUUCGGAUUCAAGGAUGCGAACUAUGUUGAUCCAGAUCAGGUGAAUCACCAAAACUGGAGGAAUGAAGAGGAGAUGAAAGAAGCUGCUUACGCUGAUGAAUUAGAGGCACUUGAAGGGUUCAAAGGAACUCGUAACGAUUGGUUUGUGAAAGAGCAGAGGGAGAGAGGCAAGAAAGCUACUCCCAAGGUACAAAAGGGAGAGGAACUUGAUGUUGAAGCUGAAGCUGAGACUGAAGCUGAAGCUAAUAUUGAAGUUGAUGUUCGUCUUUCACCUAAUUCUCAGAGUUUGCUGAAGAAACUGAAGGCGUUUAAUGCUAAGAAAGAAGGUGAUGAUGUGAACAAAAGUACAACAAGUUCUUCUAGUUCGUCUGAAGAUGACAUCGAUGAAACAGAACGCUUGAAAAGAAUUCAAGAAGAGAUUGCAAAAGAAAGGCAAUUAAGAAAGAGAAAAAGACAGGAGAAGGAUGAUGAUGCAUAUAUUCCAUCUCCUGAACAUGUAUCUGAAUCUCAAUCAACUCCUUCAGGUGGAAGGAAGAAAACUGGUGCAAGCAGGAGGAUUGUUUCUCCAAAGAUAAAGAAAGUUACUCAAAAGAUCAAGAAACCAAUGAAGAUUGUACUAAAGAAGAAACCUUCCCAAGAACCAAGUAAACCACCAUCACCACCACCUGAACCGAUACCACAUCAAUCACCUAUACACUCACCACCUCAUCAAUCACCUCCUAAACAACCAACACCACCAAGACAACCAUCACCAUUACAUCUUUCACCACCUCAUUCACCACAACAAAUUCAUACUAUUUCACCACCACAACAACAAACUUUUCUUUCAUCUCAACAAAUAUUUCAAACACCACCACCUUCACAACCACUUAUUCAAACCACACCUGGUUCUUCGGGGUACAAAGGUUUUCCACCAGUUCCUCCGAACUUGAGUAUGGGGCUUGAUGAGAUUGGAGACUUUGAUUUUGCGAGUAAUGUUCAAUUGAAAAUGUGGAAAGUAAAGUUGAUGCGGUGA
This is a messenger RNA of Helianthus annuus (common sunflower), 1089 nucleotides long. RefSeq names its product bromodomain-containing protein 4-like. The record is from RefSeq and is a predicted model, not a curated record. The transcript has 3 exons. Bases 1 to 1089 code for a protein of 362 amino acids. NCBI's taxonomy places the organism in Eukaryota, Viridiplantae, Streptophyta, Magnoliopsida, Asterales, Asteraceae.